UUUGCAGGAGACCAUACGGAGUGACAGGGAUUGAACCCAGGUUGGCUGUGUGCAAUGCAAGCCCCUACCCGCUGUACUAUUACUCUGGUCCCUAAGCAUGAAUGUUUUUACUCUGGCAUUACCUUAUAUCUAAUGUAGUCCUUAUACUUUACAGAGGUCAUGGCCACAAAAUGAAACAAAACACUUGCUGAACCCAAACUGCCUUGGAGUCAGAACAAGUUAGAAAUGAGUAUAAGGACAAGUAUUGUACAUAUAAACACAGUUUAUCAGUCAGUCAAAAAUCACAUAAAGGAUCACGCAGGUAGGGGUGAGCUUAAGGGCCAAUGUUUAAAGGCGAGGUUUAGGGGCCAUGCUAGAGAAGCUGGGAGCACUAACCAACCAGUGCGGUGGGUACCAUGAAGGAAGCUAUGCAGACUUCAGAAUUCUUGAAGAUUCUGAAAGUUGAACUUGUCAGAAAGCACAGGAAAGCCACUUAGUUCACCUCAGGUCACUACUGCUUGAACUAUAAUUCUACAGUUUCCCAACAUCCUUCAGGAUGAUCAGCAUAUGGGUCACUGAGUUACCUCCUGAUCACCUCGUUAUCAAAUACAGCUGUGAUGGAGAGACUGAGACCAGAAGCUUAUGUAAGCCAUGUAACACACAAGAAUUAUAAUGGAUAACUGAGAAAAUAACGUAUGAUCUCCACGGCUAUCCAAACGUACGACGGCGAUCUGCAAGGCUUCAAGAUUCCUAAAGCCCUUUGUUCAGGUUCAUAAGGAGAAAACUGGACUGUUGAAAAUCCGUUCUUAGAACAAUUUCACACUCAGAUCUUUUGGAGCACACCCAAUUUCCAUAGCGAUUGCAUAAAGUACACCAGCACAGCAGAAAUCAAUGCAUGUGGAAUUAGGCCAGCCCGAAUCCUCAGCCUAAGUCAAAAGAGGCGGUCACAAUAUCCAUGCUUUUGCACCCAGCUCCGAAUGAAAGUCGUCCCCGGCUUGCAGACACCCUAGCUGUUUAAAGGUCUCAUCACCAAGUCACGGCUUUGAAGCCGGACCCGCCGAUCUUGGGGGGUACAGCCCCGCAAGAUCUUAACACCACUGAGGUUAUGGAGAAGGGGAAGAUAAAUCAAAAGAUAUUUCUAAAAACAUAGAUCUCUUUUGAUUUCAUGUGUUUGGAUACCUGAAGAUUAUUGAAGACUGCUUUUUGGAAUCAAACAGAAUGGAUCCCAGUAGUGACUACCAUUUCCUCAACCAGAUUUUAUGGAGAAGAGUGAAGCUUACAUUGGUUUGUGGCGUCUUUGAAGGGGUGCUCCAGCACGUGGACCCUAACAAGAUCAUUGUCCUGAAAAAAGUGAAGAAUGUGGAGACUGGUCGAAGCACCCCAGGAGUGAAGAUGUUUUUUGGGCAUGAGAUUGUAAAUGUGGAAUUACUAGAUGAAGAGGAACAAGUGAGAGAAAAGGCAUCUUCUGUCAGUCUUAAGACAGAAAAAACUGGGAUGAAGAAUGUGAAAAAUGAAGACCAAAAUGUCUGUCAGACUGCUUCUCCUGUCCCAGAGGUAUCCAUCCCAUCUCUACUGAAUGACUUUAAGUAUAGUCCAUCUGAGGAAGAAGAGGUAACCUACACGGUCAUCGAUCAGUUCCAGCAGAAAUUUGGUGCUGCAAUGCUCCACAUCAAGAAGCAGAGUGUCCUGAGUGUGGCAGCUGAAGGAGCCAAUGUGUGUCGGCAUGGGAAACUCUGCUGGCUUCAGGUGGCCACCAAUAGCCGGGUUUAUUUAUUUGACAUUUUCCUUCUGGGAAGUCGUGCUUUCAACAAUGGACUUCAGAUGGUAUUAGAAGAUAAAAGAAUUCUAAAGGUCAUCCAUGACUGCCGCUGGCUUUCUGAUUGCCUCUCUCAUCAGUAUGGAAUUUUGCUGAAUAAUGUCUUUGACACACAGGUUGCAGAUGUCCUUCAAUUUUCCAUGGAAACAGGUGGCUAUCUUCCAAAUAGCAUCAGUACCUUGCAGGAGAGCUUAAUCAGGCACCUUAAAGUAGCCCCUAAAUAUCUCUCCUUCCUGGAAGAGAGACAAAAUUUGAUUCAGGAAAAUCCUGAAGUGUGGUUCAUGCGACCUCUUUCACCCUCAUUGCUAAAAAUUUUGGCCCUGGAAGCUACCUAUCUGCUUCCCCUUCGCCUGGUACUCCUGGAUGAGAUGAUGUCCGACCUGACCACCCUGGUGGAUGGCUACCUGAACACCUACCGCGAAGGCCCUGCCGAACGCCUUGGGGUCACAGAGCCUACGUGUAUGGAGCUUCCAGAGGAACUACUUCAGCUCAAGAACUUCCAGAAGCAGCGCAGAGAGAGAGCUGUGCAAGAAUAUGAGGUGAAUGCACAAGGACUCUUAAUAAGGACUGUGCUACACCCAAAGAAAGCAGUGACAGAGACCUUGGGGAAAGAGGAAAGAGUGAGGGGCUUCUUGCUUUGUAAAAACUCCAUGCUAGACAAAACUCAAAGUUUUAUGUCUCCCGAGGAUGCCGAUUUGCUGAAAGGAGAAUCUAAGAGUAAGCUGCCUCCAGCAGAGGAAGGAGACCCCAGGGAAGAGGCCACUAAUAAGCUCACUCCUCCUGAGUCUGAGGGGCUGGAGGAUCUGAGUCUACCCCAAGAAGAAAACCUGAAGAUAUCCAAGCAUGAAUUUCAGACAAGUUUAUCUUUAAAACAGGAGAUAGAACAGUUACUGACAGCAGAAAACAAGGAAAAUGGGAAAUGCACCAAGCAAGAUGUGUCCAGGACUUUUCCCCUUCCUCUGGAAACUAGAGGGUCUCCAAAGGACAUCUUCCCUCCUUUCAGAGAAGCUUUGCUUUCCACACUUCCUCCCUGUCCCGCCCUGGAGAAGACAGAUUCCUGGAUGCCUCCUUCAAAUCUUCCCUAGAAAUCUGCUGCCUGUUCUUGAGGUCACAGAGGUGGCCCAUUUCCCGGCCUUUGUGGCCUUCCAGAUUUGUUCUCCAUUAGCCACAGGCUUCCGGGGAAAUUGCGUCCACUUGCUGCUUACUGCUAUAUUCUUGGAAUUCGAUUGGAAUGGGAAUUAAGAAGUUAAAGAAGAAAUAAGUUUUCUGAUUAUGUCACUGCGCAAAAAUGUUCCCAGUGGCCAGAGUGAAUUAUUUCUCAUAAAUUGGGUCUAGAGGAUUUCAAAAGGGAAAAUCUUGUUUAGUGUCUGCAAGAAUCUAUAUUUUAACAUUUUAGUUAAAAUGUGGGGUUUAUUUUUCAGUUUGAAGGGGGUUAGAACGACUCUCACAAGUUUUAAAAAAUUAUAAGCUGUAACUUUUCCCAUACUUUUUUUCCUUUUAAAAAUAUUGACACCUAUUUGUCGAUUAUAUCUCAAUAAAGCUGAGUACAUAUUGUUUA
Messenger RNA from Sorex araneus (European shrew), 3353 nucleotides. It is a transcript of the gene EXD1, whose product is annotated as exonuclease 3'-5' domain containing 1. The record is from RefSeq and is a predicted model, not a curated record. The transcript is spliced from 12 exons. Gene Ontology annotation, molecular function: 3'-5' exonuclease activity; nucleic acid binding. Lineage: Eukaryota; Metazoa; Chordata; Mammalia; Eulipotyphla; Soricidae. Gene Ontology annotation, biological process: nucleobase-containing compound metabolic process. The coding region runs from base 1198 to 2880 and encodes 560 amino acids.